This is a messenger RNA of Syngnathoides biaculeatus (alligator pipefish), 5245 nucleotides long. It is a transcript of the gene inppl1a, whose product is annotated as inositol polyphosphate phosphatase-like 1a. Gene Ontology annotation, biological process: phosphatidylinositol dephosphorylation. Gene Ontology annotation, molecular function: phosphatase activity; protein binding. NCBI's taxonomy places the organism in Eukaryota, Metazoa, Chordata, Actinopteri, Syngnathiformes, Syngnathidae. The transcript has 27 exons. The record is from RefSeq and is a predicted model, not a curated record. Bases 1 to 3744 code for a protein of 1247 amino acids.
AUGGCCGGCGGUGGCGUCGGGCUCUCUCCACUCGGGCCCGCACCGCCGAUAUGGUAUCACCGGGACCUCAGUCGAGCCGCGGCCGAGGAGCUGCUGGCUCGCGCCGGGAGGGACGGCAGCUUCCUGGUCCGGGACAGCGAGAGUGUCAACGGGGCUUACGCCUUGUGUGUCCUGUUUCAGAAGCACGUCCACACGUACAGAAUCCUCCCAGAUGAAGAAGGAUUCUUGGCUGUGCAGACGUCACAGGGCGUGCAGCCCAAGAGAUUCAAAACAUUGCCGGACCUCGUGUCGUCGUACCUGCAACCCAGCCAGGGUUUGGUGACGACUCUGCUUUACGCCGUCGACCGAGAGGAAAGCGCCAUCCCCGAUGACCGCGACUAUUCAGACGGCGAGGAUGAGAAGCCACCCCUCCCCCCUCGCUCAGCCUCCACCUCGAACCCUCCCGGGUCAGAUGCAUCCACUGAAAGUACCCCAACAGCCAAUGGCCUGAGUACUAUCUCCCACGAGUAUCUUAAGGGCAGCUACGCGUUAGACCUGGAGGCUGUUAAACAGGGAGCCUGCUCGCUGCCUCACCUCAACAAGACGCUUGUGUCCUCCUGCAAGCGUCUCAAUGGGGAAGUGGAUAAGGUCCUGUCUGGUCUCGAGAUCCUGUCAAAAGUCUUCGAUCAGCAAAGUGCCUUCAUGGUCUCCAAGAUGAUCCAACAAUCAGUGAAUCAGGGUGGAGACCAGGAGUUGGAGAACCUUGUGACCAAGCUGGCCAUCCUCAAAGACCUGCUCUCAUCUAUAGAGAAAAAGGCUCUGAAAGCUCUUCAGGACAUGAGUUUGUCGGCGUUGUGCUCCCCUCCUCCCCUCUCCAUGCGUCACAGCAAAGCCAUCCCCGUGCAGGCCUUCGAGGUCAAACUGGACGUCUACCUGGCAGAGCUGACCAAGAUAGGAAAGAGUCAGAAGUACACACUGUCUGUGGAUGUGGAAGGAGGUCGAUUGGUAGUGAUGAAGAAGGUGAAGGACAGCCAGGAAGACUGGACAACUUUCACACAUGACAAAAUCCGUCAGCUGAUCAAGUCUCAGCGGGUGCAGAAUAAGCUGGGCAUUGUUUUUGAGAAGGAAAAGGACAAGAGCCAGAGGAAAGACUUCAUAUUUGCUAGUGCAAAGAAGCGGGAGGCCUUUUGCCAGCUGCUCCAGCUGAUGAAAAACAAACAUUCCAACCAGGAUGAGCCUGACAUGAUAUCUGUCUUCAUCGGCACCUGGAACAUGGGCUCCGUUCCCGCUCCGAAAUCCGUGUCCUCGUGGGUGUCGUGCAGAGGACUGGGCAAGACCCUGGACGAGAUGACCGUCACCAUUCCGCAUGACCUGUACGCGUUUGGCACGCAGGAAAACUCCGUGUGCGACCGGGAGUGGGUGGAGUCGCUGCGAGUCAUGUUGAAAGAGCAAACGGAACUGGAUUAUAAACCGAUAGUGGUGCAGACACUAUGGAGCAUAAAGGUCGCUGUGCUGGUGAAGCCAGAACACGAGAACCGCAUCAGCCAUAUUGGAAUGUCCAGUGUCAAGACUGGCAUCGCCAACACGCUUGGUAAUAAAGGCGCCGUGGGUGUCUCUUUCAUGUUCAACGGAACAUCGUUCGGUUUUGUCAACUGUCACUUGACUUCGGGGAAUGAAAAGAUUGCAAGGAGAAACCAAAACUAUCUGGACAUUUUGCGUCUGCUUUCGCUCGGCGACAAACAGCUGAGCUCCUUUGACAUUUCACUGCGCUUCACGCAUCUUUUCUGGCUGGGAGACCUCAAUUACAGACUGGACAUGGACAUUCAGGAGAUCCUGAACUACAUUAACAGGAAGGAGUUUGAUCCACUGCUGAAAGUGGACCAGCUAAACCUGGAGAGGGAGAAGAACAAAGUAUUUCUACGCUUCGCGGAGGAAGAGAUCUCGUUCCCGCCCACGUACCGCUACGAGCGCGGAUCGAGGGACACGUAUGUUUGGCAAAAGCAGAAAGCCACUGGAAUGAGGACGAACGUUCCAUCCUGGUGUGAUCGGAUCCUGUGGAAGUCUUACCCAGAAACACACAUCGUUUGCAACUCCUACGGGUGCACUGACGAUAUUGUGACUAGUGACCACUCCCCGGUGUUUGGCACAUUUGAGGUGGGCGUGACGUCGCAGUUUGUCUCCAAGAAAGGGUUGCCCAAAUCUUCCGAGCAGGCUUACAUUGAAUUUGAGAGCAUCGAGGCCAUCGUGAAGACCGCCAGCAGAACCAAGUUCUUCAUCGAAUUUUACUCCACGUGUUUGGAAGAGUUCAAGAAGAGUUACGAGAACGACAGCCAGAGUAGCGAUAAUGUGAACUUCCUCCGCGUGGGCUGGUCCAGCAAGCAGCUGACGACGCUCAAACCUCUCCUGUCGGAGAUCGAAUACCUUCAGGACCAGCACCUGCUCCUCACUGUGAAAUCCGUGGACGGAUAUGAAUCUUACGGAGAGUGCGUCUUGGCGCUGAAGUCGAUGAUCGGCAGCACGGCGCAGCAGUUCCACACUUACCUGUCUCAUCGCGGAGAGGAAACGGGAAACAUCAGGGGCUCCAUGAGGGUCCGAGUCCCUUCGGAAAGGAUGGGAACCAGGGAAAGACUCUAUGAGUGGAUCAGUGUGGACAAGGAUGAAGCCGGCGUACCUAAAGGGAAAUCAACUCUCUCUUCCAGAGUGGGCCACGAAUAUGUGAAGCCUCCUGUGGUUCGUAAACAAGUUGGAGAGCUGGGCAAGGUCAGUGAAGAGCUCGAGAAGAACUGCAAGGAGGACACCGCGGCAAGGCCGAAGCAGGAUUCGUCCGACGCCGAUCAGUCUGUGGGCAAGAACAGCUACAAUAACCCCGCCUACUACAUUUUGGAAGGCGUUCCCAAUCAGUCGGCCGCCGCUUUGUCCUCCGAGCUUCUCCCGUCCCCCGCGGCCACCGCCCCCCCGGCUACCAAGCCCCCGCCUCCCGUCGCGGUAGCUCGGACCAAACCCCCGUGCGCCCCCGUUGGACCUUCUCACCCCCGCAGGACCGUGACGGGCCACACGGUGCGCGCCGUCACUGAGGAGGGCUCCUCAGAGGACGACGGAGGAACUUGUGUAGGGGGGGCCGCUGUGGGGAGCACACUGAAUCUGCCCCCUCCGGACUUCCCACCCCCUCCUCUCCCCAAGGGGGCCAUGGAGAUGGCCGCGGACGCGCCUUUCCUGAAGCCCCGCUCGCUCCACCCGGAUCUCGCCGAGGUCAAGAUCCCCGCGGCGGGUCCCGGUCCCCCGUUGGGCCUCGGGGAGAGCUUCAGGCGAGGAGGCGGCGCCGUCGGCGGAGGGGUGCUGGACGACCAGUCCUGUUCCGUGCUGCAGAUGGCGAAGACGCUGAGCGAGACGGAGUUUCCAGGGCAGCCCCCGCGCGCUCCCUCCGCGCCGCCUCCCCUCCGGGGGCAGGCCGCGGGUUUGGGUCUGGACGCCUGCCGCACCUUCCCACCCAGAAACGCCAUCGCGGAAAGUAUCGCUGAGGAUCUUCCCGAAGAGGCACUUUGGGGCAGCAGCAGCUCGUCCUUGUCCGUGGGGGACUCCUCGGUGGGGGAGUGGCUGCAGAGGCUGGGACUCGAGAGGUACGAGCAGGGCCUCUUGCACAACGGCUGGGACGACCUGGAAUUCCUCAGUGACAUCACUGAAGAGGACCUGGAGGAGGCAGGCGUAUUCGACCCCGCUCACAAGUGUAUCCUGCUGGAGAGCCUCAGGCAGCAACAGAAAGUCUAGCAAAACGGGCCCGAGGACGUUCGGGACGUGUCAGCGGAACGUUUCAAAUCCAACGUGCCUUCUCCGGGACCGUGCACCCCCCCCCCACCCCCCCACCCCCACCACCUUUUUUUUUUUUAACUCUUGACUCGCCGGCAGCAUCCCUUUUUCAAAACAUUCUUCGUAGACGAGGGGUCAUCCGAAGGUCAUCGGAUCCCGCAGCGAUACCGAAGGAUCUCGUUGUCGCGAGAAGCAAAUAACACGAUCGCCGGAGAGGAAUCUCCCGGGCCGUUCUAACUUCGGACUUGAAACUCGGGGCGUCCCGCGCCAGCGUCUCGACAUCCGAGCCUCGUCCGGCCUCUCCUCCGCUCUCGACGACGAAGCGGGCCGCCUCUCGGGUGUUUCCCCACCGGUGGUCGCGACCUGAAACCUGACGCGGGAGGAAGUCUACCCGGUUGAAUGUCAAGCCACAGAGAGGCAAACAAAGCGGGGCAGCCCGCUUUGGGGGCGUCAAAGGACCGAGAAAGUGACGUGGACUGAAAUCACACCUUUUCGCUUUGGACUUCAGUUUCAGUGUUUUGAAUAUAUUUAUAGCUGUUCUCGUGAGGGUAAAGGGAAAACGGCGCAAACCAGUACCGAAAAAGCGACGCGUGCACACGUCGGCCGUUCGUCUGCGACGCACGCGUCUCGUCGUCGUUGCGCUUUGUUGCGACGUCGCCGGUCGCACAAAUGCUUGAAAAGGGACGGCACCGGGCAGCCGCUUGACGUUUUCAAUUUCACCGUGACGGCGUGACCGCAGGUUUCACGCUCUUCAUUAACGUCACAUUUUUGUAGCCGAUUGCUAAAAAAAAAAAAAAAAAAAAAAGCCGUUUAAGAUGUACAGGAAUCGACUGUCGUGUUGCGACACGGGGAACUGCUGGUCGCCCACAUUUCAAACGGAAUCUUUUCAAAGCCGGCGAGGACCACAAAGGAGGUCUAAAAAGUCAGCGGGAAAGGAAAUUUCUGUGGCUUUGGUGAUUGGACCACUAGAUGGCGCUGCUACACCGUUAAGCCUUGCACAGCUCCUGACUAGAAAAGUGAUGACAAGUCAGUUUUGACCUCACUCAGUGUUAGAAAUAAUAAAUAAUUCAGAGUUAUGUUUCCUGGUCAAGGUAAUUUCACGAGUUCUUGAUCUAGUUCCGGUUCUCAAGGCCGUUGUAGUGUUCCGGGCGGGCUUAUAUCGUCACACGUGGAUUAGAAUUAACCUCAUGCUGCAAUUUGUGUGGCCUGCCAAACUGCUCCGGAUGUUAAAUGUUGUCGUGUGUUAGCGUCGCCGUUUCGCACGCUGUACGUCCACAUCGGAUUGAUCUCGUCUUGUCGUGAAAAGGAAAAAAAAAAAAAAUAGUUUGACACAUUCACCUGUCGUGUGCGCGUUGACAUCCCGUCUUGUUCUUUUCUGAGUCUCAUAGUUGUGUUAACUUAAUGCCAAUUGUGUAGCCACCUCAUUUUGUUUUUCAAUUAAAGAUGUAACAUGUUUCCUUAC